Molecule: messenger RNA, 492 nt
Organism: Miscanthus lutarioriparius
Lineage: Eukaryota; Viridiplantae; Streptophyta; Magnoliopsida; Poales; Poaceae
Source: the annotation of a GenBank genome assembly
AUGGCUUCCAAGCAGAUGCUCCUGCUCGCCGUCGCCGUCGCCGUCGCCGUCGCGUUCCUCCCAGCGCUCGACGCCGCCACGGAGCACUGGGUGGGCGACGACAAGGGCUGGACGCUCGGCUUCAACUACACCGCAUGGGCCCAGAGCAAGCAGUUCAAGGUCGGCGACACGCUAGUGUUCAAGUACAACAAACCCAGCCACACCGUGGUGGAGGUCAGCGGCGCCGACUUCGCGGCGUGCAGCACGCCGGAGGCCGCCAAGGUGAUGGCCACCGGCCGGGAUCAGGUCGCGCUCGACAGCCCCGGCCGGCGGUGGUUCGUCUGCAGCGUCGGCGCGCACUGCCUCAACGGCAUGAAGGUCAGGAUCGACGUCCUCGCCGCUGACGACAACGCCGUGUCUCCGGUGGCUCCGCCGCCGUCCGGCCACGCGUCCAACGUCCAGGCGCGCCUCGCGCAGGCCGUGCUCGCUGUCGCGGCCCUGCUCGUGCUCUAG